CUCCAUCCCACCUCUCCUCCCUCGAACAACAGAGCAUGGCGGCGCGAGGAGGCAACCCUCGUCGGCGCUGCCCUGCACCUCCCCUCUCCCUCUGACCCUCGCCGCCACCCCGCACCGCCCUCCACCUCCCUCGGCUCGUGGCUGGGCAGCCCGUCGCUCCUGCUCUUGGGCGCGUGAUUUGCCACCGGACGCCUCAGCGCCGGCGCCAACCAACCCGACGGCGCAGCUCCGGCCAGAGGGAUCUGUUCCAGCUCGUCCCGUAGAUCGUCGGCCUCCCCUGCAACCACGCCCUCGACUGCCUCCUCUGCCUCCCUCCACUUCAUCCACACCAGCAAAAAGUUGUUAAUUUUGCAAAGGUCAAAUACUGUCAUGAAUACCACUCAGAAAGUUGAUCCAGCGGAACCAGCUGCUAAGAUUGCUCAACAAGCCUCACAGUUCAAACGUUGGGGACGCAAGCAUCCAUUUGUUCGUUAUGGCCUUCCACUCAUUUCUUUGACAGUGUUUGGUGCGGUUGGUCUAGCUCAUCUUAUACGGGGAAGCAAAGAAGUAACAAAGGAAAAGGAGGAUAUGGAAUGGGAGGUCGUAGAGAAAACAAAAGCUCUGAGCCGAACAGGACCGGUGGAAGGGGCCUAUAAGCCUAAGAAGCUCUCACUAGAGGAUGAACUGAAGGCUUUGCAGCAAAAGGUGGACAUAAACAGCUACGACUACAAGAGAAUUCCCAAGCAAAAUGAGAACAAGUGAAAUAAAGCACCGUUUAUCAUGCUAAGGAGUGGGGGAUUUUCUUAAAAGCUUUGGAGUAAUUUCUUCUUCCUGUUUCUUCAUGAGUUCCUUGGGAUGCUGUCCAAGUGUCAAAAUGAGAUUGCGGAGACAUCAUCAUCAGAACUCUGUGCUUCUUCGGCCACCAGCAGUAGAGAGUCGAGGAUCCUUUGGAAGGCUUGAACCGUAGGAAUCAUUGUGUGUAGCGACAGGAGACAGCAUGUUCACGGUCCACCCAAGCGUGUUUUUUUUAGUCAGAUCGAAUACUGCCUUCCUUAUCAAGGGGCCAAUAAAUUGUACUCCCUCCGUUUCGAAUUAUAGGAUGUUCUAACUCUUUUUCUGAAUCAUAUGUAUACACGCGUUUUAGUGUGUUUGGUCACUCAUUUCAGUCCUUAUGUAGUCUAUGUUGAAAUAUUCAAAACAUCUUAUAAUUCGAAACAGAGGAUGUGUGAACAAUCAAUUUUGUAUAUUAUUUUUUAAAAGUCUAA
Messenger RNA from Hordeum vulgare subsp. vulgare (domesticated barley), 1244 nucleotides. RefSeq lists its product as uncharacterized. Gene Ontology annotation, cellular component: mitochondrial membrane. The coding region runs from base 370 to 741 and encodes 123 amino acids. The record is from RefSeq and is a predicted model, not a curated record. The transcript is spliced from 4 exons. NCBI's taxonomy places the organism in Eukaryota, Viridiplantae, Streptophyta, Magnoliopsida, Poales, Poaceae.